AUGAUUGGAGUGAUACUACCUGUAUAUAUAUCAUCAGAUGGUGAUGAUGGAGUAUGUUCAAGACAGUUACUACACUUUAAACAAGCAGUGGAUAGUAUAUUGAAUCAAUCAUAUACAAAUUGGUCAUUGUUGAUUGUGGAUGAUGGUUCACAUAAUGAUCAACUCACUCAAUCAAUUCAAUCUUAUGUGGAGAGUGAUCAACAACAACGUUGUUCAUACAUAGUCAAUCAAUCUAAUAUAGGCAUUGUUGAGAGUCUCAACAGAGGCAUUACACAUCUCCUCCAACAAUCACCACUCAUCAAGUACAUCGCACGGAUGGACUCUGAUGACAUUGCCGAGAUUGAACGAUUCGAACGACAACAGCAACAUAUGGAGAUCAAUCAACAUAUUGAUGUACUUGGCACCCCUGUCACAAUGUUCUCAGACGAUUGUCAUGAUAAUACAAGGGAUAAUACAAGGGUGGUUGCACAUCCAUCAGGUCGCGAUAUAGUGUCAUGGUCAAUGUUCCUCAACUGCUGUCUAGUACAUCCAUCUGUCAUGGUUAGGAGACGAGUGUUUGAAAGGUACCAAUACUCAAACAAGUAUGCACAUUGCGAGGACUAUGCUUUAUGGCUCAGGUUAUUGUCCAAGGGAUACCAUCUUGAUAAUAUGCCUGUUGGUACACCACCCCUGCUAAGGCUGAGGAAACAUCCCGCUUCAAUAUCCAAACGCAAUGCCUCGAUACAAAGAGCUAGUGCAGCCAAUGCAUCAUUACACUAUCUUCAAAAGUUAUCAAGUCGUAACAAUCAUGACAUCAUCAAGGAAUCAACUAAUUCUAGGAUGGGAGAGUUGAUGGCAUUAUUCCUUUCCAAGUGUCCAGGCGCACCCAAUACCAGUACUCUUUGGUCAAAAUGGCUAAAGAGGAAUCCAACAGCUCAGAUCUUCUCAUUGCUCUCGCUCUCAAACCAAGGCAGCCCCACAUUUCCACUCAUCCCCAACUCAAGCACUCAAUCAUCAAUGACCAAGAUCAAACCGAGCGAAUUGAACAUUGGCGUAAAGAUAAUAUGUUUCUCCAAAGACCGUGCCUUUCAGUUGGGCGAGUACUUGAGGACAUUCUACAAGUACAAUCAAGAUGACCAGACGACAUUCCCAUUGCAGAUGACCAUCCUCUAUACGUAUUCAAAGGAGACAUAUGGACAGAGUUACGCGGAAUUGUUCACUGCCUAUCCUCAAGUUCACUUUAUCAAGGAGACAGACUUUACAACACAACUUCGUGAAUUGGUCGAUCGUCCCAAGUACAGAUACACUGUGUUUGGAGUGGAUGAUAUACUUUACUACAAUAACUUCACAUUACAAACUUAUUGUGAGCGAUUGGAUCGACAUCCAGAUGCCAUUGGUUACUUCAUCAAGUUGAACAAAUCAAUCAAGUAUUGUCACACGGCCAAUGAGCCUAUCGAUGUACCAACAUCACUCAAACAGUUGGAGGAUAGCAAGGGCACUUAUAUUCAAUGGGAUCGAUUGGAUGGAUCAAAGAGAGACUGGAACUAUCCAUGGGACAUGUGCUCAACAGUGUACAGGAGCGAGACAGUCAAACACAUCAUUGACGCCAUCAUCAAGUACUUGGGCAUCAAGACUGGCAUCAGCCAUCCCAAUCGUCUAGAGGCCAAUGGCAAUCGAGUGAUCAUUCGUAAACAAUACGACAGUCAAUGGCCAAUGUGCCUGGGCGAGUGUGAUCACAUAAUGUCAAUGAUAACAAUCAAUCGUGUACAGGAUGUCUAUGCCAACCCUGUAUAUACCACCACCGGUGGUGAUGCCAAUGAUCUCGCCCUACCGACACUGGAUGAAUUGGAUCAGCUUAUGCAUCAAACUCCACCACUACACCUGGAUGACGAUCAAUAUCAUUCCAAGCGAUCAACAUUCACUAGUUGUCAUAUUGGCGAUUACUUUAUA
Messenger RNA from Acytostelium subglobosum LB1, 1929 nucleotides. RefSeq lists its product as hypothetical. The transcript is spliced from 2 exons. Lineage: Eukaryota; Evosea; Eumycetozoa; Acytosteliales; Acytosteliaceae. The annotation marks the transcript as partial. The record is from RefSeq and is a predicted model, not a curated record.